CUUUGGUUUAUGGAUAACCUAUAAAUUGUCAGCUGUUAUCAUGUCAAAAUGGAUUGUUGACUGUUGUUCAAAUUGCUAUAUGCUUAGCCUAAUUCAUUGAAAUCUUUUAAAUACAACCCAGGAACAUGGAUUAUCAAUAUGAACAAGCCAGUGAAGUAGAGGCCUUAGAUUCUAUCUAUUGCGGUGAUAUGCAAAUUUUGCAGGUUGCGCCUUUUCACAAAUUUAGUAUUCCAAUAAAGUCCGAAAGUUAUGAUGAUGGGGAUGGCUUAGCAUGUGAACUGGUCUUUACUUACACUUCAAAAUAUCCCGAAGAGCUGCCUGUCGUAGAGGUAUCUAAUGAAGAAAAUUUCGAUGAUGUAGUCGACAAAAAUGAAUUAUUGGAACAUUUAGUAGAACAGGGAAAAGAAAAUGUUGGAAUGGUUAUGGUAUUCACAUUGGUUUCUGCUGGACAAGAGUGGCUCAAUGAGAAGUGGGACUUGAUUAAGAAGCAAAGAGAAGAACAAAUCCUAGCAAAGAAAAAGGCAGACGAAGAAGCUGAAAUGAAAAGAUUUGAAGGUACAAGAGUUACUGUGGAGUCAUUUCUCGCAUGGAGGAAACAGUUUGAGAUUGACAUGGGUAUACCUGCUAAGAGAGAAAAAGAAUCAAAAGAUAAGACAAAACUCACAGGAAAAGAGCUAUUCUUAAGGGACACCACUUUGAAUGAGUCAGAUCUGAAAUUCCUUGAUGAUGGAGAUGCUGUUAAAGUCGACGAGUCUCUCUUCCAAGAUCUAGAUGACCUAGAUAUUUCUGAUGAGGAUGAUGAAGACUACAUUCCCGGACAGAGUGGUAGUGAAAGUGAUUAAUAUUUUACAAUUUGUUGUAUGAGUAAGGCUAAGAUUCGCGUGAAUAAAGUGAGACAAGGGAAAGUGAAAAGCAA
Zerene cesonia (dogface butterfly) is the source of this 916-nucleotide messenger RNA. Its product is annotated as RWD domain-containing protein 1. Gene Ontology annotation, molecular function: protein binding. Bases 126 to 842 code for a protein of 238 amino acids. The record is from RefSeq and is a predicted model, not a curated record. NCBI's taxonomy places the organism in Eukaryota, Metazoa, Arthropoda, Insecta, Lepidoptera, Pieridae. The transcript is spliced from 5 exons. Gene Ontology annotation, biological process: cytoplasmic translation.